This is a messenger RNA of Fusarium sp. VM40, 2853 nucleotides long. The record is from the annotation of a GenBank genome assembly. NCBI's taxonomy places the organism in Eukaryota, Fungi, Ascomycota, Sordariomycetes, Hypocreales, Nectriaceae.
AUGCUCAAAUCCUGGAAGUCGACUCUGAGGCUGCCUCGGUCGAGUUUUCCCGCUCGACCGAACCCCAAGCUCGCACCACAGUAUCUUCGACAAUGUACCGAUGAUCUCUAUGUAUGGCAAGGACAAAAUCGCCCUGAGGAGACGUCGUUUACCCUCCAUGAUGGCCCUCCGUACGCCAAUGGCAACCUUCAUGUUGGCCAUGCCAUGAACAAAGUUCUUAAAGACAUGAUUGUGCGUGUCAAGGUGCAGCAAGGGCGAAAAGUGGUAUAUCGACCAGGCUGGGACUGCCAUGGACUUCCGAUAGAGAUGAAGGCUCUAGGAUCAAGCACCACUAAAGGUUUGACUCCUGUGCAAAUUCGGGACACAGCGCGACGUCUGGCUUCCAAGACAGUCAAGGACCAGAUGAAGGGAUUCCAGGCACUAGCAGUUAUGUCGGAUUGGGAUAAGAGGUGGACUACAAUGGAUCGAGAGUUCGAAAUUAGGCAACUGCGUGUUUUUCAAAAUCUCGUUCGUCGAGGGUUGAUAUACCGCAAGCAUAAGCCCGUGUACUGGUCAGCUUCGUCCCGAACUGCGCUCGCCGAGGCAGAGCUGGAAUAUCGGGAAGACCAUGUCUCCAAGGCCGCAUAUAUCAGAUUCCCCAUUGUUUCUGAUUUGAAAUCAAUACCCGAGCUGGCCAAUUUCAAAGGUAAAUUGUACGCAGCUAUUUGGACGACAACCCCUUGGACUCUCCCUGCAAACCGUGCCAUUGCCAUCCACAAUGACAUUUCUUAUUCAGUCAUUCAGGUUGGAUCGGAUGGCUAUCUUGUUGCUUCAGAUCGUGUUGAGGCCAUGAGGGAAAUGCUACCAAAUUUCCAACUUGUUGUUGAAUCAAUUCUAGGUUCUAUCUUGAAGGGCCUUGAAUACCAGAACAGACUCCGAGGCAAGACUGCCCCGGCUCAGCCUGUCAUUGAUGCCGACUUCGUCACUGCUGAUUCUGGUACUGGUCUUGUCCAUAUUGCACCCGGACACGGUCAGGACGACUACGAGGCUUGUUCCAAGAUCGGAAUUGAGGCCUUUGCGCCCAUCGACGAUGGCGGCUUCUUCACUAAGGAGGCCUAUCCAGAUGACCCUGAGAAGCUCACAGCUGCACCUUCUAUCUUGGAUGGUGGAAGCCAGUCUGUACUAGACUUGGUAAACGAUGAUGUACUAGGAACGCACAAGCUACGCCACAAAUAUCCCUACGAUUGGCGCACGAAACGGCCCGUUGUAAUUCGUGCUACAGCCCAAUGGUUCGCUGAUGUUGGUAGCAUCAAGGAAGAUGCCCUCGCAGCGCUGAAGGAUGUUCGGUUUGUCCCAGAGGGCGGUCGUGUUCGCCUGGAGAGUUUCGUCAAAGGCCGCAGCGAGUGGUGUAUCUCCCGCCAAAGGUCAUGGGGAGUUCCCAUCCCAGCCCUUUUCGAUGAGGCCGGCAACGCUGUAAUGACAACGGAAACCAUUGAGCAUAUCAUUUCGGUUAUGCAGGAACGCACUUCUUCUGCCUGGUUCUCUGAUAACCCAGAUGACCCCGCCUGGAUUCCCUCCAACCUAAAGGGCAAAUACCGCCGGGGCACUGAUACAAUGGAUGUGUGGUUUGAUAGUGGCAGCUCCUGGACAGAGACAGAUGGCCCUGCCGACGUCUAUCUCGAAGGAUCUGACCAGCAUCGUGGUUGGUUCCAGUCCAGCUUGCUGACCUAUGUAGCCACCCAAAAAUCAAAGGAGGCCACUGGCAAAAUCUCGGCCCCUUUCAAGACUCUGGUCACUCAUGGGUUCACCCUUGACGGACAAGGCAAGAAGAUGUCAAAGUCACUUGGUAACAUGAUUGUCCCAAGCCAAGUCAUGGACGGUAGUCUGCUUGGACCAGUCAAGACAAAGGGUAAGGGCAGAUGCGGACAACAAUCUGACGGUCUUGGUCCAGAUGCAGUUCGCUUGUGGGCAGCGAGUGCUGACUUCACAACGGAUGUCCUCAUCGGACAAACCAUUCUUCAGCCAGUCCACACUUCGCUGAUCAAGUACCGAACCAUCAUUAAGAUGCUUCUUGGAUCGCUAAAUCAACAGGCCCGUCACAGCCCAUUGACAAAGGUGGAUCAGAUCGCACUUGUCCAACUCUCGGAUACCAUGUCCCAGGUCAUGGAGUCAUACAACGACUUUGAGUUCUACAGGGCAGUUAGUGUGAUCAAUCGCUGGGUCGCAGCCGAUCUGUCGGCAUUCUACCUGGAGGCCCUGAAGGACCGACUCUACUGUGGCGAUGGCGGUGGUGUUUUGGAACCUAUCUUCAUUGGGUUCUUACGCAUGCUGGCACCGAUCACGCCUAUGCUUGUUGAAGAGGCGUGGUCGCAUCGGCCAGCAUGGAUGGCUGAAGAUACAUCGCUGGAAAAUCCAGCCCGCCAGCUAUAUAGCUCUUCUCUUGUUGACCCUCUCCGUCUGACACUUCCUCAGGACGUGGUGCGCAAGGAUCAGAUCAUCAUCACAGAAGUUCACAGCGCUGUCAAGGCCACACUAGAACAGGCACGUACUGCCAAGGUGCUUGGUAGCUCACUCCAGAGCUCAGUCAUCCUAGAGAUCGAAGAAGGCAGGGCGACAGCUGUUCUUGGGCGUUACCUGGAUGAACUAGAGGACCUAUUUGUGGUCUCUUCAGUUCAAAUCAACCAGCCCCUUCCUGACAGCCCCGAUUGGGCUUAUCAACAGGAAUUCGAGAUUCACGACGCCAAGCUCAAGGUGCAUGUACUUCCCCCAAAGCAGGAGAAAUGUUCUCGAUGCUGGCGAUAUGUGGCGCCUGUGGAAGACGCGCUAUGUGGUAGAUGCGAGGAGGUUGUCGGUGCAUUACCAACCUCGGCUUGA